CUUGUGCAGUUGCAAGAUGCGCUUCUGAAUUAUAACAGUUUAUCUGGGUGUAGAGUCUGUGCCAUCGCCCUGAGGUAUGGACACGAGCCGAAGUAAUUUUUCGGAUAAGUGAUAAGGAAAUCGAUAAGUAGAAACGUGAGGCGUGCUUUCUUUGCGCGCGUGCUACAUCAUGGAAUGUAAACUCAAACGCACUUUUUAUGUCUUCAUAAACAUUUCACGUUGUACCUUGAGGUUUUUAGAUCUAUUUUAGAUCGCAACGAUCAUUUUGACAGUAUGUCUUUGGUGUUAAUGUGUUGUUUUGUUGAGAUAUGAGUAAAGAAAGACACUUUUCCUCAGGCUGACGCCAUGCGCGCGCCAUGUAGCGGUUCUCUCUGCACGCGCGUGUAAGCGACCUGUAAAUUCUGUAUGUGCCUACCUGUUCGGAGGGUAAGACAGAUGUCACUUAGUUUUUUUACAAAAAUACAACGUUUUGCUAUUGAUUUUUCUCUGUACCUGAACUCGCAGAACGAGGAGGGAAUCUUUUUUCUCUUUUUGUCUCGUGUUGAAAGCAGACGGAAGGCGUUUCUCGCGCGUUGCAGCAAAUGUCAACUUGUGCAGUGAGUAACUACAGUCAUGUGCCAGAGGGCCAGUCGGACUCGGACGAUGAAGAUAAGCUUCAGAUUGUGGAGGAGGAAGGAAGUCUCUUGGAUGUGGCUGACUGUGACAGCGUGGCUCCAGACGACGACCAUAACGGGAUGGCCGACCAGGACGGCAGAUGGGAUGAUGUGAAAGAGGAGUGCAUGUCAGAUGAAGAUGAGAGGAGCAGAGAUGCUUUGGUUGAGGAGAUGCUCCAGCAAGGGGACACUGCCGUCAUCUUCCCAGAGGCACCAGACGACGAACCACGACAGGGAACGCCAGAGACAAGCGGACAUGAUGAAAAUGGCACGCCAGACUCGUUCUCUCAGCUCCUCACCUGUCCGUAUUGCUCUCGUGGUUACAAGCGUUACACCUCGCUGAAGGAACACAUUAAAUACAGACACGAGAAAAGCGAGGACAACUUCAGCUGCUCUCUGUGCAGCUACACCUUUGCCUACCGCGCACAGCUGGACAGACACAUGACCGCACACAAAAAUGGCAGAGAACAGCGACAUGUUACUCAGUCAGGUGGAGGAGGAAAUCGAAAGUUUAAAUGCACUGAAUGUGGCAAAGCCUUUAAAUACAAACACCACCUGAAAGAACACCUGCGCAUCCACAGUGGAGAAAAGCCUUAUGAAUGCUCCAACUGCAAGAAACGAUUCUCUCAUUCUGGCUCCUACAGUUCUCACAUCAGCAGUAAGAAGUGCAUUGGCCUAAUCUCAGUGAAUGGGCGGCCACGGCCCCCUCCCGCCACUGGGGUAGCAAAGACCCCACAGUGCUCUUCCCCGUCCCUGCCGACCUCUUCCCCUACAGCACGUGCCCAAAUCAGAGACAAACUAGACAACAGCAAACCCCUUCAGGAGCAGCUCCCUUUGACACAGAUCAAGUCUGAGCCCAUUGACUUUGAGUACAAGCCUGUGGUGGUGGCUCCAUCUGCAAGAGGGGUAAAUGGCAUAUUCCAGGGUGGGGCCGCGGGUGCCGUGCAGGCUGUUGUGCUCCCAACAGUAGGCCUGGUUUCCCCUAUCAGCAUCAACCUGGGGGACUUGCAGAACAUGCUGAAGGUGGCGGUGGACGGGAACGUCAUCAGGCAAGUGCUGGAAAGCACCCAGGCCAAGGGGCAGCAAACAGGGACGGGGAUUCAGGCCACCCAGCAAGUUAUCCAAGCCAUUAGUCUUCCCAUCCUGGACCAGGAUGGCAAUGCCAAGAUCAUCAUCAACUACAGCCUAGACCCUUCACAGGCCCAAGCAGUCCUGCAGAGUCCCAAGAAAGAAACUUCUGAGGUCUGUAAGGCACAGAAGCUGCCAGAGGACCUGACAGUUAAGACAAAUAGGGACAAAACCAUCACUGUGGAUGAGAAGAGCAUGUUACUUGAUGACACAACGCAUAAACACUGUGGUAAAGAUGGACAUAGGGUUAAUGGGAAAAGUCUUGAUGGGAAGAUGGACAUAGAAGAUGGACUAUGUCCUGGGCAGCCUCCACUGAAGAACCUUCUUUCCUUGCUUAAGGCUUAUUUUGCCUUAAAUAAUGAGCCCACGAAGGAGGAGCUGGCAAAGAUAUCCGAAUCAGUUAGUCUUCCAGCAGAGGUGGUGAAGAAAUGGUUUGAGAAGAUGCAGUUGGGACAGAUCUCUGUAGACCCCUCUUCACCCCUGGCUGAAGAUGAGCAGACCAGUCCUGCGGAACUGGAUGGGACUAACGGGGUAUCACCCAGACCAGAGCAGGAUGAGCAAAUGAAUACAGAGGAACCAGAGGAGAGAGAGUGUUGUAGCCCAACACAAGGCAAAGAUGCUGGAAUGAAUGGAACUGAGAGCGUCCCUGCAUCCCCUUCACCACUAAACCUGUCCGCUGAUGGACCUGUCCCAGCCAGGACUAAUGAGGAAGGCGAGGGACCCCUCGAUCUGUCGCUACCAAAAUCCGCUGCUUCGCCUACCGGGGCUAGCGGGCACGCUAACACUGUUUACUCGGCUCAAGAGGAGCCACUGAAUUUGACUUGCACAAAGAAGGAACUGCUCAAUGCUGCCAUAUAUGCCAGCCAACCAAGUGCCAAUCCCAUAAACAUCAUGACCACUCAACUUCCCACACUAGUGGCUAUCACUGACCAGGGACAAGGACAAUGUCUACGUGCAAUUACCACCACUAAACAGACCAUCCUGAUCCCUCAGCUAGCCUACAGUUACACCACUACAUCGUCUAGCCCUGCAGGGACCGAUACGCCGCAGAAGAAUAUACUGCAGGUCAAUGGCAUCAAGGAGGAGAAACAGGAGAUGGGGUCAGAGGUCACUUCAACGUUGGAAGAACAGACGGACUCCGACUCAGGGCCUACGAGGAAGAAGAUGAAAAGGACAGAAAGUGGCCUGUACGCCUGUGACCUGUGCGACAAAAUCUUCCAGAAGAGCAGCUCACUGCUCCGCCAUAAAUACGAACAUACAGGUAAGAGGCCUCAUGAAUGUGGGAUCUGCAGUAAAGCCUUCAAACACAAGCACCACCUGAUCGAGCACCUGCGCCUGCACUCCGGUGAAAAACCCUACCAGUGUGACAAAUGCGGCAAACGCUUCUCUCACUCCGGCUCCUACUCGCAACACAUGAAUCACCGUUACUCCUACUGUAAGAAAGAGGCUCAGGGUCAAGAGUUGAGCCAGGGGGUCGAGGAAGAGGACAACGGCGGCGAAGAGCAGCCUCGGACGGGCAGCGCGGCGACCUCGCCCCCCUCCCACCUGGACUCGGAUGAGCGAGGGAGUAGCACCAGAGAAGAUGAGAGCGAGGAAGAGGAUGAGAUGGGUUCAGGGAGUCUAGUGGAUGAAGAUGAGAUUCAGGUUGUGAAGAUUGGAGAGGAAGGAGACGAGGAGGAUAUGGGAGCAGAUGAAGAGAGGAUGGAGGAGACGGAACAAGGUGAGGGUCAAGAUGAAGGUGACAGUGAAGGAGAUAAAGACGGACAGAUGCUGAAAGUCGUGGUGAUGCAGGACGAAUGUGAGGAGGAAAACGGAGAUGAAGAACGGACUGCAGAAAAGGAGGAGGAGGAGGCGAUAAUGGACACACAUAUGAAGGAAACGUCAGAACGAGUCGAGGAUAAGAAAGACAGUGAAAAUGAAGGAAAGACACCCACUAUAAACGGAGACGUGAAAUGAAGAGAAACCACAAAUGUGUUUUUAAGACCUUUUAUUCCUUACAACAUUGUUUUACAACGUUACUAAUUUGAAGGAACAAAAAGACAAUUUUUCUCUUUCUUCCUGAGAACUGACUGUGUGUUUAUGAUGGAAGAAUAGUUGAGAGGAAAGAAAGAAAGAAAGAGAAAAGAAGAGAGCUUGAUAGCUCUUACGCUGCAUUUAAGCCCACUACUGUGUAUAAAAUCCCCAGGUGUGCCUGAUAAAUACAAAAUAGUUACUUUUUCCACAUAAAGGUGAUUUUCAGUGUUUGAGUAUGGUUUGUAUAAAUGCAAAGUUUAACGAAAAAAAGAAAAAAAAAGAAAAUGACGCAUAUAUGGACAGAAAGCUAGACAUGUUUUGGCUAAUAAUGUUUUAUUACUAAAACGCCUUGGGUCAAUUUCUUUUAUCAGUAUUACUAAUUUUGUGUCACUCUCGGAUUACCCUUGAAAGAUGUGUACAGUUGGGAGAGAGAGAUUUCUAUACGUUUUUAUUGCCAAUGAACAAAACUCAGUAUUUUCUUGCAUUUGAAAGAAAUGAAUCCUGUGCACUACCAUAUUCCCAGUUUACCUAUGGAACACCUAUGUGGGCCUUGUGUUGUUUAAUGUCUACCUUCCAGUAUUAGCACCCCAGAUAAAGUACCCAUUGCCACGCCGGCGAUCGCUGGCACAACAUGUGUCUCGUUUCAAGGUGGAUCGUGAGCCUUAAAUGUAAACAGAUUAACGUGGUCGUGGUGGGGGUGGCAGGGCUGGCCAUUGAGAAGUCCAAAUGAAUUUUUUGCAAACCGAGAUAUGAGAGAUAAACCUUAGUAAUCAACACCCACCCAUCCACCUUUAUGCAAAAACACGCAUGUUGGAAGUGCCAUUGAACAGUGCUGUGCCGUUGCUGUGACGGCAGCAAUUUUGGUAGCAAAAUUUUGGAACCCUGCAUUUAAACCACUAGUCCUGAUUAAAGGACAAGACUGCCUCUUUUUUUUUGAUCAAUUCAGUAAAAGGACUAUACUGCAUCAAAAAUUCAGGAAAGACGAUCAAUGAACAAAGAGGAGAAAAAUGAAGUUCUUUUCCCCUGUUUGGUGCACUUGUUUAUCUUGUUAUCUUUAGCUGCACGACACUUUUUCUUCAGGUAACAAACGUAGGCAGAUAUGAUCAAUGAAGAAUUCACUUUAGUGUUUUUUGUUUCUUUUCGUUCGGCCUUUUUACCUGUCAGUAUUAAUUUUUGUCUCAUUUGUAUUGAAGUUGUUUUGUUGUUGUUGUUGUUUUCAGUGAAUGUCACGUAAGGUUUUUCCAGUAAAGGCAGUAUUACCCUCCCAUCCCUCACCAGUAUAACUUUACAUUUUUAGUUUUAGAGACCUUUUAUAUUUAUGUGUCUUAUUUUUGUAUUUUCUUUAUGGUUAUUUAUUACACAGUGUAGUGUACAAUACUGUAGUUUGUAUUAAUACAAUAAUAUAUUUUAGUAUGAAGAAUAAUUUCGAAGAUAAAUGAAUUCAAAGCUGGGGAAGAAACUCUAGCAUUUCAAAGUGUUUUAAAACAGAAAAAAGUAUUAUUUUCAAAUUUUCAAUGCAUUGUUUGAAAAAAAAAUAAACACCCGUAAUGUUACCUUUUUCAUAUCAUUCACUUUAUAAUGUUACUGUCUUUUACCCCACUAUACUUUGAAGCUACUGAACUUCUGAAAUCUAAACGUAUGCUAUACACGCAUGAGUCUUUGCUGUUGUAUCGAAAAAUUGUCUUUAACCAUGAAACUGUGCUGCCCUUCUAACAAAGCCAAAACAUCAUAAAUGUCUGUCUGUCUGUCUUGUUUUUUUUUUGUGCCAAUUUAUAACUCUGUCUAAAUGAAGGCAACAAAGUCUUUUAUAUGUCCCUGUUUUAACCCUUUUUAGUGAUAGCUUUUGUUUGACUGUUUUAUUUUGUUUUUUUAAUGAAUCCCCAUCUCACAAUAAAAAAAUCAAGAAUUCAACAUGCA
Molecule: messenger RNA, 5711 nt
Organism: Misgurnus anguillicaudatus (oriental weatherfish)
Lineage: Eukaryota; Metazoa; Chordata; Actinopteri; Cypriniformes; Cobitidae
Gene: zeb1b
Product: zinc finger E-box binding homeobox 1b
Biological process (GO): anatomical structure development; regulation of transcription by RNA polymerase II
Molecular function (GO): RNA polymerase II cis-regulatory region sequence-specific DNA binding; DNA-binding transcription factor activity, RNA polymerase II-specific
Source: RefSeq, a predicted model, not a curated record